Molecule: messenger RNA, 2839 nt
Organism: Populus euphratica (Euphrates poplar)
Lineage: Eukaryota; Viridiplantae; Streptophyta; Magnoliopsida; Malpighiales; Salicaceae
Exons: 16
Coding region: 53-2668 (871 amino acids)
Source: RefSeq, a predicted model, not a curated record
UUUAAUCAUCACUCACAGGCUAAGAAGAAGCAGAGAGCAAGAGACGCCUACAAUGUACAAAUCAGAGCUUCAAGCAGUGUGCCAGCAGAGAGGAUGGGAGUUGCCUACCUAUCAAGUCACUAAGCAAGGACAAGAUCACAAGCCUCUCUUUUCAGCCACCGUCACCGUCAACGCCAUCUCCUUUUCCUCUCCUUCUCCCUCUUCUUCCUCUAAGAAAGCUCAAAGCGACGUUGCUAAACUCGCCUAUGACCACUUCUCCCUCAUCUCCUCCUCCCCACCCCUUUCUGGCUAUUUGGGUGGAAGCACUGCCAAGAAUACUCGUCAAUCUUAUGAAAAUCUAACUCCCCUUUCAAAUGAAGUCGAGGCAGUCGCUAAGACUGAUAAGAGUUUUGGAGUUUCUGCAGGCUAUUUGGGUGGAAGCACUGCCAAGAAUACUCGUCAAUCUUAUGAAAAUCCAACUCCCCUUUCAAAUACAAAUCCAACUGCUGGGGAGAAUACUAGUCAAUCUCAUGAAAAUCCAACUCCCCUGUCAAAUACAAAUCCAACUCCCCUGUCAAAUGAAGCCGUGGCAGUUGUCAUAAAUGAUGAGAGUUUUGAAGUUUCUGUAGGUUGCCCGAGUGGAAGUGCUGGGGCGAAUACUCGUCUAUCUCCCAGAGGGAAAUUGCAACUAAACUUACAAGAUGCAAGUCCAACUCCCCUUUCAAAUGAAGCCGUGGCAGUUGCCAUAAAUGAUGAGAGUUUUGAAGGAUGGGAGUUCCCUACAUCUGAAGUCGCUAAACUGGAACAAGAUCACAGCCCUCUCUUUUUUGCCACGUCACCAUCAACACUGCCCUGUUGUACUCUCCUUCCCCCUCUUCUUCCUAUAAGAAAGCUCAAAACAACGCAGCUAAGCUCACCUAUAACCACUUCUCCCUCGUCUCCAGCCCUUUAUGUUUCUGCAGGUUUUUCAAGUGGAAGUGCUGGGGGGAAUUCUUGUCUAUCUCCCGGAGGGAAAUUGCAAUUAAACCUACAAGUUGCAAAUCCAACUCCCCUGUCAAAUGAAGCCGUGGCAGUUUCCAUAAAUGAUGAGAGUUUUGAAGUUUCUGUAGGUUGCCCGAGUGGAAGUGCUGGGGCGAAUACUCGUCUAUCUCCCAGAGGGAAAUUGCAACUAAACUUACAAGAUGCAAGUCCAACUCCCCUUUCAAAUGAAGCCGUGGCAGUUGCCAUAAAUGAUGAGAGUUUUGAAGUUUCUGUAGGCUGUUCGAGUGGAAGUGCUGGGGGGAAUACUCGUCUAUCUCCUGGAGGGAAAUUGCGACUAAACCUACAAGAUGCAAGUCCAACUCCCAUGUCAGAUGAAGCCGUAGCAGUUGCCAUAAAUGAUGACAGUUUUGAAGGUUUUUCAAGUGGAAGUGCUGGGGGGAAUUCUUGUCUAUCUCCCGGAGGGAAAUUGCAAUUAAACCUACAAGUUGCAAAUCCAACUCCCCUGUCAAAUGAUGCUGUGGCAGUUGCCAUAAAUGAUGAGAGUUUUGAAGUUUCUGCAGGCUGUUCCAGUGGAAGCGCUGGGGAGAAUACUCGUCUAUGUCCUGAAGGGAAAUUGCAAUUAAACCUACAAGAUGCAAAUCCAACUCACCUGUCAAAUGAAGCCGUGGCAAAAGCCAAAAGUGAUGAGAUUUUUGGAGGUAUGCAGCACUUGUUUAAAAACCAGCUGCAAACCUAUGCUCGAAAGAGAAAUUUCACUCCACCUGUGUAUUCUUGUGAGCGUGUGGGUCCUCGUCAUGCUAGUCGCUUUAAGAGCAAGGUCACAGUAAAUGGACAAACCUACGAGAGUCAAGGAUAUUUUCCCACAUUGAAUAAAGCUGAACUUGCAGCUGCAAAAGCUGCAUUGAUGUCAUUAUUGUCAAAUGGAGUUGAGGAGGAUGGGUUUGGCUAUAAGAGUCUUUUACAAGAACUGGCUCAGAGAGAAGGUUGUGGUUUGCCAACUUAUUGGACAGACAGAUCUGGUGAAGCUCAUGCGCCUACUUUCAUUUCAAAAGUGGAGAUAGAAGGAGAGAUUUUUACAGGACAAGGAGCAAAAACUAAGAAGCAAGCAGAGAUGAGUGCUGCAAAGAUUGCAUUCACAGCUCUAAAACAGCGUUACUCAAGUCGGAGCCCUGGAUUUCUCUCUACUUCCCAAUUUCAAGAAGCUCCUCGGAGCUCACCUCUCUCCCCUGCUUGCCAAUCCCAAGAAGGUCUUCAGAGCGAAACUCCUCAGUUCUCAGUUUCUAACCUGCGUGCAGGUCUCACUGCUUAUCUUCAACAAAACGUCCAACCUAAAUUGCCCGUGCUCAAUGAACAAGCUGAAGAGUACAGAGCUCUUGAAUUGCUGGCAGCAAAUUCUGUAGUUAGCAAUCAUAAUCCCUCCAUUGCAUCUCCAGGGCAAGACAGUUGUUCAGCUAUGGCAAGCAGUACACCUUCACCUGCCGCAGCCAUCUCUUCCUCGCCUAAACAUGACUUGACUUCAUCUUCUUUGCCUUCUAAUUCCCCCACUAAUUUAGCCACUAGCUCAGGUAUCGAGUUUAUGGUCCGAGGGAUUAGGGUUCUGAUUCAUCCAAGUGGGACCGAAAUGACAUAUCCUGCAGGCAGCACCGUGUUGCCCAUCAGCGAUGACAAAUGGGCUGCAGUGGAGUUGCCACCUCAACGGAGUCGGUAAAUAUUUGUUUUCCACGUGAAUGAUGGGUGCCUUUUAGUUUUAAAUCGUUGCCCUCCAAAAUUUAGGACAACGCUAGAAAGACUUUACGUUUGUAAUAAACGACGUGGCAGCAGCUUAUGCUUGGUGUUUUAUUUGUCGUUUUAUCCAUAAUUAUAAUCCUACUGUUACCUG